AUGCUACCUAUUCGUGAUCCAGGUGAAAUCAAUGUGAACGUUCAUCCUACUGAUAGAACGGAUUACAGCUUUCGGAAUGUGUCUAUAGCAGUGGAACCAGUAGCGGUACCAGCUCCAACUGACCACGAUUUACCGCCCGUGAUGGCUGUAGCAAAAUAUGGCGCAUUGUUUCCACAUGUUGCACAACGUGGUAAAGAUCUUCUGCAUAUAUUAGUUCAUGGAGCUGCUAAUUUACCUAUGAUCGAUGGUCGUCAACCACGAUGUUACGUGACCGCACAAAGUCGAUCAACGAUGGCCACACAGGAUAUUGGGGAAACGAUUAAUGCUACGAAUGUUGUCGAAGGCGUUUCACCCCAUUGGAACGAAAUGAUCUAUGCUGACAUAUCAGAAGACUCAAAUCAUACUGAAGAGGUUAUCAUACUGAUUAUUGACGAGCCACGCCAAAGAACCAUCGCUGAACAUCGUUUUCCGUGGCGUUGGCUGGAACCAUUCUAUCAAUAUCAUCUUAAUCUGCAACAUACAUUGAAACAAACUGCUCAAACCACUAGUCUAUUUGUGUCUCUAAUGCGUAAACAAAGUUCAUUAUCAAAAGAAGAUAUACGAUAUUUCGGCUUGGAAGUUUUACUCAAUCGAUUCGAAGCAAUAUUAACCAAAUCUGAAGUUCUCUAUGCUGUUGGAAGGAUUGUGCCUGACUAUGAAACGUACAAACAUGAUUUCCUAAAGAAUCCAGAUAAUCCACAGUUGGGCGUCAAUUUUCGAAGAGUCACUUUGCCAUCUGCACAAGAUUUUAAUGUUGCGAAUUAUUCAUAUGCCGGUUAUCCUCAAGUAUCAUUAGCGUGUAAAGAAUCAAAAUUGCCAACAUGGAUGCAUAAUUAUUUGUUUUCCCAUGAACAAGAAAAAGAUAAUAUGUUUUCGAAUCAUGCUGCACUUGUCAUCGAAUUCUAUGGUUUUCGAACCAUUUCCAAUAAUCCAAACUGGUCAAUCCGAGGAUUGGUUGGAUGGGUAGGAAUUCGUUUAGAUACGCGAGCAUAUGAUGCACUUACAACUUCCGCUUCAUUAGAAGGAAUGCGAACAGAUGGUUUGCUGGUCGAGAGUGACGGCGAACUCACUCCUGAGUCUGCUAAGUAUCUAACAGCUGAAGUGCUGCUUCGUCUUGUCUCAGAGAGACAUCCGGGAAAGAAUCUUGUCGCAUAUACAGGUAGUAAUUUACCCAUCCUGCCAUCAUAUUAUGUUGAAGGUAUUCGACAUGGUGGUGCUCCACCUGUCUAUAUGCAAGUGACUGUACCUGAUAGAGCCAUUUUACCACAAACAAUGCCUCAACAAGUAGUGCCACAAGGUGUGCCGACAAUCUCGCCGGUAGUUCCACAAACAAUGCUUGCUCCUCAAAUGUAUCAUCCAACUCAUAUUGAAGUUCUGCCAUCGAUGCAACUUAUUGACAAAGGAGAAGGUGGUCGUUUUCAUGUGCCACGCAUCAACAUCUACGAUAUGAACGAUAUCCCAACCGAAUAUCGUGCGAUGAUCCCAACCAAUUAUCCUCCACGUCGUGAUGACGAUGUUGAUGGCUGGUUCGAUUAUUUUCAACGUGAAGUUGCGAAUUAUCAACAAGCUAUUCGACGUGUUAUUCAAGAUGUAACACAGCUACGACAACAGUUAGGACUGAUUAACGCAGCGAAUCAAGAUUUAAAAAUGCGAAUCGAAAAUUUUGAUAAAAAGAAAAAAGUUUUGUAUGAAAUUUUCGAAGGGGAUAAGUUGGACAAAGAGAAAAUACGAGAUAUCUUUAAUCGUUUAUCAGCGAAAAUAUCUGCGCAACAGCUUGAAUUAAAGGAGAAUUAUGGUAAAAUUAGUAGUUACGAAAAAGAAAUCGCUCGAAAAGGCGAAUUACGUGAUCAAUAUGAGGUCUUAGUGAAAACCAUGCAAGCACGUGAAAUUGAAUUACGAUUGAUGAGGGAACGAUUAGGUAAAGCUGAUGGACUCGAAGAAACGGUUCGACAUCAAGAAAUUGUCAUCGAAAAAUUGGAAUCAAUGAUUACCAAUUAUAUGAAUCAAAGACGUGCAAGAGGUCUACUGAAUGAUACCGAUAAGCUUUUCUUGACAGAACAUGCAACGAUUAGUUCAGAGAAUAGGCAAUAUCGCACUGACGAUCAGGCACGAAUCAUUGAGCGUCAAGUAGUAGUCGAACGGCCAGUCGUAGUCGAACGGCCUGUCGUAGUCGAGAGGCCUGUAGUAGAAACUCGUGUGAUAGUUGACGAUAAGACUCAAUCUAAUGACCAGUCUUUGCAUACACAUGGUCAUCAUCAUCACGUUCAUGAUCACCGAUGCCCAAUUCACAAAGACCGUAAAGUUGGUACUGUCGCAGGAAAAAAAACAACUGAAGUCACAACAACAACAACAACACAAGUUGACGAUGCCAGACGACGAGAAGAACUUGCUCGACAACGAGAUGAAGCCACUCGACAGCGCGAAGCUUUGCUAAAACAACGCGAGGAUCUUGUUCGACAAAACUUAACUUAUCAACAAGAGCUGGCUAAUCUCAAGGCUCGAUUUCAAGAAAAUGCAGCUGCAUGGGGUAGAGAAAAGGCUGAGCUCAUUUCGAAAAUCAAUGAUAUCGAUCAACCUUAA
This is a messenger RNA of Adineta ricciae, 2619 nucleotides long. NCBI's taxonomy places the organism in Eukaryota, Metazoa, Rotifera, Eurotatoria, Adinetida, Adinetidae. The record is from the annotation of a GenBank genome assembly.